CUGACCUCUGAGGUGAUGGCAUGGGAGCGUCCAAUCCAGUUGUGGGCAGCUGGUGCUCUGGGGAUGAGGCUGGGAUAAAGCCUCCCCAGUGCCAAGGACUGAUGGCAGGGCUACAGCAGAGGCUGCAGACGAAGAACAGGACUGGACUCCCUGCCCACCGGCAGCAGCGUUGCUUCCCCAAGCCCAGGCUUUACUUUCCCCCAAAGGUACCCUGGGGUGCAGGGCACCAUGCUGUUCCCUGCCUUCCUCUUCGGGAUGACAUGGACACUGGCCAACGGGCGAUGGUGUGAACGCACAGAAACCAUCCACAUGGAGGAGGAAGUAGCCCCCCGUCAGGAGGACCGGGUGCCCUGUACCAGCCUCUACCAUUACAGCCGCCUGGGUUGGCGGCUGGACCUGCCUGGGAGUCGCCAUGUGGGGCUCUCCAGGCCCCCAGGACCUGGGCUCUGUCCCAUCUAUAAACCCGCAAAAACCCGGCCUGCCACAUGGAACCGAACAGUGAGGGCUUGCUGCCCAGGCUGGGGGGGUGCCCACUGCACGGAGGCCCUCCACGAUGCUAGCCCCAAAGGCCACUGCUUUGCCACAUGGCAGUGCCAGCCAUGGGCAGACUCAGUUAACACUUCGGCAGGAAGCCUGGAAGAGUGCUGUUCCCAUCCCUGGGGACACAGCUGGUGGGAUGGCAGCUCCCAGGCCUGCCUCAAUUGCUCCAGGCAACACCUGCCAGUCAGUGCCUCCCCUCCGGCCCUCCUGCAGCCCCUGGCAGGGGCUGUGGGUCAACUCCUGAGCCAGCGACAACGUCCUUCCGCCACCUGUGCCACCUGGUCAGACUUCCACUACCGCACCUUUGACGGACGCCACUACCACUUCCUGGGCCACUGCACCUACUUGCUGGCGGGCACUGCUGAUUCUAGCUGGGCUGUGCACCUCAGGCCUGGGGACCAGUGCCCCCAUCCUGGGCACUGUCAGCUGGUCCGAGUGACAAUGGGACCCGAAGAGGUGCUGAUUGAGGGUGGAAAUAUCUCAGUGAACGGGCAGCUGGUACCUGAAGGGGAGCCGCGGCUGCUCCACGGGCUGAGCCUGCAGUGGCUAGGGGACUGGCUGGUGCUGUCAGGGGGCCUGGGAGUCGUGGUACGGCUGGACAGGGCUGGUUCCAUCUCCAUUUCUGUGGACCAUAAGCUUUGGGGACAGACACAAGGCCUCUGUGGGUUCUACAAUGGCCGGCCUGAGGAUGACUUUGUGGAGCCUGGUGGGGGGCUGGCCGUGUUAGCUGCCACCUUUGGGAACUCUUGGAGGCUCCCUGACUCAGAGCCUGGGUGUCUGGAUGCAGUGGAGGCGGCCCAGGGCUGCGAGGGCCCCCUGGGGAACACAGAGGUGGGCAUGGAACCUGGCCAGCUGCGGGCUGAAGCCCAGGACGUGUGCCAUCAGCUCCUGGACACCCCUUUCCAGCAAUGCCAUGCCCAGGUUCCCCCUGCUGAAUACCACGAGAUCUGCCUCUUUGCCUACUGCAGAGGGUCCACAGUGGGCAGUGGACGAGAGGGUCGGCAGGAGGCUGUGUGUGCCACCUUUGCCAACUACGCCCAGGCCUGUGCCAGGCAGCAUAUCCACAUUGGCUGGAGGAAACCUGGUUUCUGUGAGCGCCCAUGCCCCGGGGGCCAGCUCUACUCAGACUGUGCCUCCCCCUGCCCGCCCAGCUGCCAGGCGGUGGGCCAGGGAGAGGAGGGGUCCUGCCAGGCAGAGUGUGUGAGUGGCUGUGAGUGCCCACAUGGCCUCUUCUGGGAUGGCGCCCUCUGUGUGCCUGCUGCCCGCUGCCCCUGCUACCACCGGCGCCAGCGCUAUGCUCCUGGUGACACCGUGCGCCAGCUGUGUAACCUGUGCAUAUGCCAGGAUGGCCACUGGCACUGCACCCAGGCCCCCUGCCCAGCCGAGUGUACAGUGGGUGGGGACGGCCACUACCUCACCUUCGAUGGACAGAGCUACUCCUUCCGUGGUGGCUGGGGGUGCCACUAUAGCCUGGUGCAGGACUAUGUGAAAGGGCAGCUGCAGAUCGAGCUGGAGCAUGGGGCUUGCGACUCUGGGAGCUGUUUGCAUGCCAUCUCUGUCUCCCUGGGGGACACCCAUGUUCAGCUCAGGGACUCAGGCGCUGUGCUGGUCGGUGGGCAAGACGUGAGCUUGCCCUGGAUGGGUGCUGGGGACCUCAGUGUCGUCCAUGCCUCCUCUGCCUUCCUGUUGCUGCGCUGGCCUGGGGCCCAGGUCCUCUGGGGUGUGAUGGACCCUGCUGCCUACAUCACCCUGGACCCUCGCUAUGCCCACCAGGUGCAGGGUCUGUGUGGCACCUUCUCCUGGAACCAGCAGGACGACUUCUUGACCCCUGCUGGAGAUGUGGAGACCAGCAUUACUGCCUUUGCUAACAAGUUCCAGGUGGCAGGCGAGGGAAGAUGCCCCUCAGGGGACGGUGCCCCACUUGCACCCUGCAGCACCCACUCCCAGAGCCACACUCUCGCAGAGGCAGCUUGUGCCCUCCUGCAUGGCCCAGCCUUCCAGGAGUGCCAUGGGCUGGUGGAUAGGGAGCCAUUCCAGCUACGCUGCUUGGCAGCCGUGUGUGGCUGUGCUCCUGGCAGGGAUUGCCUGUGUCCAGUGCUGUCUGCCUAUGCUCGCCGCUGUGCCCAGGAGGGCGCCCCGCCUACCUGGAGGAACCAGACCCUUUGCCCUGUUCUGUGUCCCAGUGGCCAGGAGUACCAGGAGUGUGCCCCAGCUUGCAGUCGACACUGUGGGGAGCCAGAGAACUGUGCGCAGCUGGGUGGCUGUGUGGCUGGUUGUACCUGCCCACCAGGGCUGCUGUGGGAUGCUGAGGGCCAGUGUGUUCCCCCCAGUUUGUGCUUCUGCCAGCUUGGAGCCCGUCGCUAUGCCCUGGGCAGUGCCACCAUGAAGGACUGCAACCACUGUGUCUGCCAGGAAAGGGGCCUCUGGAACUGCACGGCCAGCCAUUGCCCCCCUCAGCAGGCAUUCUGCCCCCAGGGGCUCAUCUAUGCCCCUGGCGCCUGCCUCUUCACCUGUGACAGCCCCAGCAUCAACCAUUCCUGCCCCAUGGGCAGCACUGAUGGCUGUGUCUGUCCACCGGGCAUGGUGCUGCUGGAUGACCACUGUGUGCCUCCUGACCUCUGUCCCUGCCGUCACAGUGGCCAGUGGUACCCACCCAAUGCCACCAUCCAGGAAAACUGCAAUGUCUGUGUGUGCCAGGGCCGGAAGUGGCACUGCACAGGCCAGCAGUGCAGUGGGUGGUGCCAGGUGUUGGGAGGCCCCCACUAUGUGACAUUUGAUGGACUGGCCUUCACCUUCCCUGGGGCCUGCGAAUAUCUGCUGGUGCGAGAGGCCAGAAAGCGGUUCACAGUCUCUGCUCAGAACCUGCCAUGUGGGGUCAGCGGGCUCACCUGUACCAAGGCCCUGGCCGUGCAUCUGGAGAGCACUGUUGUGCACAUGCUCAGAGGUCGGGCAGUGACAGUGAACGGGGUAAGCGUGACACCCCCGAAGUUCUACACUGGCCCCGGGCUGAGCCUGUACCAUGCAGGCCUCUUCCUGGUGCUCACGACCCGCCUGGGCCUCACCCUGCUCUGGGACGGAGGUACCCGGGUCCUGGUGCAGCUGUCCCCCCAGUUCCAUGGUCAUGUGGCUGGGCUGUGUGGAGACUUUGAUGGAGAUGCCAGUAAUGACUUGCGGAGCCGCCAGGGUGUUCUGGAGCCCACAGCAGAGCUGGCUGCCCACUCCUGGCGCCUCAGUGCCUUCUGUCCUGAGCCAGGAGACCACCCACAUCCCUGCACCGUGAAUGCCCACCGGGCUGGCUGGGCUCGGGCCCGCUGUGGGGUGAUGCUGCAGCCACUCUUUGCCCUGUGCCAUGCAGAGGUGCCUCCGCAACAGCACUACAAGCAAUGUGUGUAUGAUGCCUGCGGGUGUGACUCGGGGGGUGACUGUGAGUGCCUCUGCUCAGCCAUUGCCACCUACGCAGACGAGUGCAGCCGACAUGGGCACCACGUGCGCUGGCGCAGCCAGGAGCUGUGCCCUCUGCAGUGUGAAGGGGGACAGGUGUAUGAGGCCUGUGGCCCCAUGUGCCCCCCCACCUGCCACGAACACUAUCCUGAGCCCAGGUGGCACUGCCAGGCUGUGGCCUGUGUGGAGGGCUGCUUCUGCCCUGAGGGGACUCUGCUGCACGGAGGAGCCUGCAUGGAGCUGGCAGCCUGCCCCUGUGAGUGGCGGGGCAGCUUCUUCCCUCCAGGGACUGUGCUGCAGAAAGACUGUGGGAACUGUACGUGCCAGGAGAGUCAGUGGCAUUGUGGGGGUGACGGUGCCUACUGUGAGGAGCUGGUGCCUGGCUGUGCAGAGGGAGAGGCCUUGUGCCAGGGGAGUGGACACUGUGUGCCACUCUCAUGGCUUUGUGACAACCAGGACGAUUGUGGUGAUGGCUCAGAUGAGAAGGAUUGUGCUGCCCCAGGCUGUGGGGAGGGGCAGAUGUCCUGCAGCUCCGGCCACUGCCUGGCUCCCACCCUGCUCUGCAAUGGCCAGGAUGACUGUGGAGAUGGCUCAGAUGAACAGGGCUGCCCGUGCCCCCAGGGCUCGCUGGCCUGUGCCAAUGGACACUGCCUGCCCCCGGCCCUGCUCUGCGAUGGGCACUCCGACUGUCCAGAUGCUGCUGAUGAGGAGUCCUGUCUCGGGCAGAUGAACUGCCUUCUUGGGGAGGUGUCCUGCAUUGAUGGGACCUGCGUGGGGGCCAUCCAGCUGUGUGAUGGAAUCUGGGACUGCCUGGAUGGAGCUGAUGAGGGGCCUGGACACUGCCCUCUCCCCUCUCUGCCCAUACCUCCUACUGGCUCCCUGGACACUGCGUGGAGUCCCCUGGCCAGUGCCAGCCCAGCGCCGCCCUGCGGCCCCUUCGAGUUUGCAUGCGGCAGCGGAGAGUGCACCCCGCGGGGCUGGCGCUGUGACCAGGAGGAGGACUGUGCCGAUGGCAGCGACGAGCGCGGCUGUGGGGAGCUCUGUUUGCCGCCCUAUGCGCCCUGCGCCCUUGGCCAGCACUGCGUGUCCCCGGGGCAACUGUGCGAUGGCGUGCCGCAGUGCCCCGACAGCUCCGACGAAGACCCGGACUCCUGCGAGGGGCUUCUAGCCCCCGGAAGUGCCAACAGGACAGGUCCUCCCUGCCCAGAGUACACCUGCCCUAAUGGCACCUGCAUUGGCUUCCUGCUGGUGUGUGAUGGGAAACCUGACUGUGAAGGGCCAGGGGAGGCAGGACCCUCCCCAGAAGAGCAGGGUUGUGGAGCCUGGGGUCCCUGGAGCCCGUGGGGGAUGUGCAGCCAGACAUGUGGGCCUGGAGUGCAGGGCCGGAGCCGCCGCUGCUCCCCGCCUGGCCUCCUGGUACUGCAGCACUGCCCAGGCCCCGAUCACCAGUCUCAGGCCUGCUUUCGUGUGGCCUGCCCAGUGGACGGUGAGUGGAGCACCUGGUCUCCCUGGUCUCUGUGCACUGAGUCGUGCAGAGGCACUAUGAUGCGGCAGCGACAGUGCCACCCACCCCAGAACGGGGGCCAAACCUGUGCCGGACUGCCUGGGGGCCCACACAGCACCCACCAGAUCCAGGCCUGCCACCAGGACAGCUGCCCCAAUGCCACCUGCUCUGGAGGCCUGGUGUUCCGGCCUUGUGCUCCCUGUCCUCUGACCUGCAAUGACAUCUCUAGCAAAGCCAUCUGCCCACCUGACCUGCCCUGUAGCAACCCAGGCUGCUGGUGCCCAGAAGGGCAAGUACUGGGCGUCGAGGGAGGGUGUGUGUGGCCCCGGCAGUGCCCCUGCCUCGUGGAUGGCGCCCGCUACUGGCCAGGGCAGCACAUUGAGACUGACUGCCAGCUCUGCAUCUGCCAAGACGCAUGGCCCCGGCGCUGCCGGCCCAACCCCAACUGUGCUGUGGACUGUGGCUGGUCCUCCUGGGCCUCUUGGGCUGAGUGCUUGGGCCCCUGUGGCAGCCAGAGCAUCCAGUGGUCCUUCCGGAGCCCCAACAACCCCCGGCCCUCUGGCCGGGGUCGCCAGUGCCGUGGCAUCCACCGCAAGGCCCGCAGGUGCCAGACGGAGCCCUGUGAGGGCUGUGAGCACCAGGGCCAGGUACACCACAUCGGGGAGCGCUGGCGCAGUGGCCCCUGCAGCGUGUGCCAGUGUCUGCACAACCAUACCACACACUGUUCCCCCUACUGCCCACUGGGCCGCUGCCCCCAGGGCUGGGUCCUGGUGCAGGGAACAGGAGAAUUGUGUUGUCACUGUGUCCUGACUGGAGAGGACCAGGCAGUCCACCCCAUGGCCACUCCCGCCUCCAGUUUCCAUAUGGGACCUCCUCUGGUCAGCUACAUUCUACCUCCGCUGGGAGAUCCCUGCUAUUCUCCACUGGGGGUGGCCCGACUGCCAAAGGGAAAUCUGCACGCACCAUCCCAGCAGCUGCAGCACCCCAGCCGGGCUGCCCUCCUGUGGGCUCCCACUGAGGGGCCCAGCCCCCAGGGUGGGAGCCCCAGAGAGGACUCCCUCUUUGCUGAGUCACACUCCUACCUGGAGCUGGACCUGCUUCAGCUCCAGAACCUCACUGGCAUCAUAGUGCAGAGGGCUGGUUCCUUCAACACUUAUGUCACCAGUUUCUCGCUCCAGCUCAGUAGUGAUGGUCUACACUGGCACAACUACCAUGACAUCCUGCCUGGCAUCUUGUCCCUGCCCAAGCUAUUCUCUGACACCUGGGGUGACCCAGCUCCCGAAGUAUGGACAUUCAGCCAGAUGGUGCAGGCAAGGUAUGUUAGGAUGUGGCCCGGUGAUGUCUACCACGGCGAGGGCGGCCGCAGCGUCUUGCUGCGGGUGGAGUUGCUGGGCUGUGAACCAGUGUCUCCACCCGCGACUCCAUGCCCUGGUGCUGGGCACCGCUGUGCCAGUGGUGAGUGUGCCCUGAGUGGUGGCCCAUGUGACGGUGCUGUGGACUGUGGGGAUGGCUCAGAUGAGGAGGGCUGUGUGCUCCUGCCCGCGGGUACCAGCAGAGUCCAUUCCACAGCCUGGACCCCAGCUCUCUCCUCCACCCAGCCCAGGGAGGGCCUGGUGGAGAUUGAGCAUGGGUAUCCUGUGCAGGAGUCACCUGCACCCCCCACAGAGAGAAGGGUGGGCCCUGUCCUAGCUUCCAGCGCUCUUUAUCUGAGUUCUGGGGAAUCCGUGAAGACAGUGCCCAUCACCCCCACAUCCCAGACAGAGGCUAGGACCCCACAACCAGGAAUGGCAGCUGUGACGGUGUUCCUCCCACCUCCAGAAACUCUGGUGACCACUUCUGGCCAGAGUGUUGCCCCAAGGCCCUUCCCACCGGUGCAGUGCGGCCCCAGCGAGGUGCCUUGCAAGAUGCUGGGCUGCGUGGAGCAAGUGCAGCUGUGUGACGGCAGGGAGGACUGCCUUGAUGGCUCUGAUGAGAGGCACUGCGAGAGUCCAGUGCCCUUCAUCAUACCCACAACAGCCCUGCCCGGGCUGCCAGCCUCGAGUGCUCUCUGCUCUCCGAGCCAGCUGAGCUGCGGCAGUGGGGAGUGCCUGCCCUCUAAGCGGCGCUGUGACCUGCGUCCUGACUGCCAAGAUGGCUCAGAUGAGGAUGGCUGUGUGGACUGUGUGCUGGCAGCCUGGUCCAGCUGGAGCAGCUGUAGCCACAGCUGUGGCCUGGGCCUAACCUUCCAACACCGAGAGCUUCUGCGACCUCCCCUGCUGGGGGGCAGCUGCCCGCACAACCAGCUGCGCAGCCAGUCCUGCUUCAUGCAGGCCUGUCCAGUGGCUGGGGCGUGGACCAUGUGGGAGGCCUGGGGACCCUGCAGUGUCUCCUGUGGGGGUGGCCACCAGAGUCGCCAGAGAAAAUGUGUGGACCCUCCACCCAAGAACGGCGGUGCCCCUUGCCCUGGGGCCUCCCAAGAGAGGGCACCUUGUGGCUUGCAGCCCUGCACAGGUGGCAGAGACUGUGGGCUGGGCCUUGUGCAUGUGAGUGCUGAUCUGUGCCAGAAGGGGCUGGUACCCCCGUGCCCACCCUCCUGCCUGGAUCCUGAGGCCAACAGUAGCUGCAGUGGGCACUGCAUGGAGGGGUGCCGCUGUCCCCCAGGGCUCCUUCUCCAUGAUUCUCGCUGCCUGCCCCUCUCUGAGUGCCCCUGCCUUGUGGGUGAAGAGCUGAAGCAGCCAGGGGUGUCCUUCCUCCUGAACAACUGCAGCAGAUGCAUGUGUGAGAAGGGGGUGCUGCUGUGCCAGCCAGGAGGCUGCCCCCUGCCCUGUGGCUGGUCAGCCUGGUCCUCUUGGGCUCCUUGUGACCACUCCUGUGGCUCUGGAGUGAGAGCCAGGUUCAGGUCUCCCUCCAACCCUCCAGCAGCUUCCGGGGGUGCCCCAUGUGAAGGCGACAGGCAAGAACUGCAGGCCUGCCACAGGGAGUGUGGGACAGAAGUGCUGGGCUGGACGCCCUGGACAUCUUGGUCCUCCUGCUCCCAGAGCUGCCUUGCCCCUGGUGGGGGCCCAGGCUGGCGCAGUCGCUACAGGCUCUGCCCCAGCCCCAGGGACACAUCCUGUCCAGGAGAGGCCACCCAGGAGGAGCCCUGCAGCCCCUCUGUGUGCCCAGAGCCCAGCAUCUGGGGCCUGUGGACUGCCUGGUCCACCUGCUCUGCUCCCUGUGACGGGGGCAUCCAGACCCGUGGACGCAUUUGCUCUGGCCCAGCUCCCGGGAAUUCCACCUGCCAGGGCCCCCACAGUCAGACCAGGGACUGCAAUGCACAGCCUUGCACAGCCCAGUGCCCAGGGAACAUGAUGUUCCGCUCAGCGGAGCAGUGUCACCAGGAGGGGGGUCCGUGCCCGCGGCUAUGCCUGGCGCAGGGCCCUGGGGUAGAGUGCACAGGCUCCUGCACCCCCAGCUGCACCUGCCCCCCUGGCCUCUUCCUGUACAAUGCCAGCUGCCUGCCCCUCAGCCAGUGCCCCUGCCAGCUGCACGGGCAGAUCUAUGCACCAGGAGCAGUGGGUCUCGUGGAUGCCUGUAACAACUGCACCUGUACCUCUGGUGAGAUGGUGUGCACCUUGGAGCUCUGCCCAGUGGCUUGUGGCUGGAGUCCCUGGACCCCAUGGAGUCUCUGCAGCCGCAGCUGCAAUGUGGGCAUUCGGCGGCGCUUCCGGGCAGGCACUGCACCCCCAGCUGCCUUUGGGGGUGCUGAGUGCCAGGGCCCCAAAAUGGAGGCUGAAUUCUGCAGCUUACGGCCAUGUCGAGGUCCUGGUGGGGAGUGGGGCCCUUGGUCUCCGUGUUCUGUGCCCUGCGGUGGCGGCUACAGGAACCGCACCCGAGGCAGUGGCCUGUACAGCCCUAUGGAGUUCUCCACCUGUGGCCUGCAGCCCUGUGCAGGGCCAGUGCCUGGCAUGUGUCCCAAGGGUAAGCAGUGGCUGGACUGUGCCCAGGGCCCUGCCUCCUGUGCAGAGCUCAGCACCCCAAGAGGGACUAACCAGACCUGCCACUCCGGCUGCUACUGCCCACCUGGGAUGCUCCUGUUGAACAACAUGUGCGUGCCAACCCAGGACUGCCCCUGCUCCCACAGCGGGCGCCUCCAUGCCCCGGGCAGUGUUGUGCGAAGGCCAUGUGAGAACUGCUCCUGCAUCUCUGGGCUCAUCACCAACUGCAGCUCCUGGCCGUGUGAGGAGGGUCAGCCCACGUGGUCACCCUGGACCCCCUGGAGCGAGUGCUCUGCCUCCUGUAGCCCUGCCCGACGCCAUCGGCACCGCUUCUGCACCAGGGCCCCCAGCACAGCACCAUUCAGGAUCACUCUGCUGCCCCCUACAGCUACACCGGGGUCUCCCUGCCCAGGCCCUGAGGCUGAGGAGGAGCUAUGCCUCCUGCCCGGGUGUGACCGAGCUGGGGGCUGGGGGCCUUGGGGACCCUGGUCUCCCUGCAGUCGGAGCUGUGGGGGAGGCCUGAGAAGCCGCACUCGAAUCUGUGACCAGCCCCCACCCCAGGGGCUGGGGGAUUAUUGUGAGGGGCCUCGGGUCCAGGGGGAAGCUUGCCAGGCUUUGCCGUGUCCAGUGACCAACUGCACUGCUAUCGAAGGAGCUGAGUACAGCCCCUGUGGCCCUCCCUGUCCUCGCUCCUGUGAUGACCUAGUGCACUGCGUGUGGCGCUGCCAGCCCGGCUGCUACUGCCCUCCAGGCCAGGUGCUGAGUGCCAAUGGGGCCAUCUGUGUGCAUCCGGGUCACUGCAGCUGCCUGGACCUGCUGACUGGGCAGAGGCAUCAUCCAGGUGCCCAGCUGGCCCGGCCCGAUGGCUGUAACUACUGCACCUGCCAGGAGGGGAGGCUGAAUUGCACAGACCUGCCCUGCCCAGUGCCUGGCAGCUGGUGCCCAUGGUUGGAGUGGACGGUGUGCUCCCAGCCCUGCGGGGGCCAGACAAAGACCCGAUCCAGGGCCUGUGCCUGCCCUGCUCCUCGGCACGGAGGCACCCAGUGCCCCGGGGAAACAGGGGAGGCAGGGGCCCAGCAUCAGAGGGAGGCCUGCCCCAGCCCCAGCACCUGCCCAGUGAACGGAGCCUGGAGCCCCUGGGGACCAUGGUCUCCCUGUGAUGCGUGCCUGGGACAGUCACAUCGCAGCCGGGAAUGCAGCCAACCCCCCACCCCUGAGGGAGGGAGGCCCUGCCCUGGGGGCCACACCCAGAGUCGCCCUUGUCAGGACAAUUCCACACGGUGUGCAGACUGCGGGGGUGGCCAGCGCUUACUCCCCUGUGGGCAGCCCUGCCCCCGCUCCUGCCAGGAUCUGUCCCCAGGGAGUAUGUGCCAGCCAGACCCAAACAGCUGCCAGCCCAGCUGUGGGUGUCCCCCGGGCCAGCUCUCCCAGGAUGGGCUCUGUGUGCCCCCAGCCCACUGCCGCUGCCAGUAUCAGCCUGGAGCCAGGGGGAUCCCCGAGAACAAAAGCCGGUUGGUAGGGUCUGGGCUCAGCUCCUGGGAGAGCCUGGAACCAGGAGAGGUGGUAACUGGGCCGUGUGACAACUGCACCUGUGUGGCAGGCAUCCUGCAAUGCCAGGAGGUACCCAGCUGUCCCGGCCCUGGAAUGUGGGGCUCCUGGGGCCCCUGGGAGGACUGCAGCUUUUCAUGUGGGGGAGGGCAGCAGUUGCGUUCCAGGCGCUGUGCCCAGCCUCCCUGCCCGGGGUCUGCCCGCCAGAGCCGUGUGUGCAACACCCAGGUCUGCAGAGAGGCAGGCUGCCCGGCCGGCCGCUUGUACCGUGAGUGCCAGCCUGGCGAGGGCUGCCCCUUCUCCUGCGCCCACAUCACCCAGCAGGUGGACUGCUUCUCUGAUGGCUGUGAGGAGGGCUGCCACUGCCCUGAGGGCACCUUCCAGCACCACCUGGCCUGUAUCCAGGAGUGCCCCUGUGUGCUGACGGCCUUGCUGCUGCAGGAGCUGGGAGCCGCUGGCAGCAACCCUGGGGCAUGGCCCCUGUUCCCGAGAGAGGGGGGUCUGUCCCUUGGGCCUGGAGAUGAGCUGGGCUCUGGCCAGACACUUCGUAUAGGCUGCAGCAAUUGCUCCUGUGCUCAUGGGACACUGUCCUGCUCUGUGGAGGACUGCUCUGAGGCCCGUAGUCGUUUUGGUCCCUGGAGUCCAUGGGGCCCAUGCUCUCGCUCCUGUGGUGGGCUGGGUACCCGCACCCGCAACCGCCAGUGUGUGUUCCCCACGUCCACUUACAGUGGCUGCCAAGGGCCCCACCAAGACCUCGAGUACUGCCCCAGCCCAGACUGCCCUGGGACUGAAGGGUCCAUGGUGGAGCCAGUGACAGGUCUUCCAGGUGGCUGGGGCCCCUGGUACCCAUGGUCCCCCUGCUCUGGAAGCUGCACGGACCCUGCUCACCCUGCUUGGCGCAGCCGCACCCGCCUCUGCCUGGCCAACUGCACAGUGGGGAGCUCCUUGCAGAAGCGUCCCUGCAACCUGCCCUCAUGCACAGAAGUGCCCCUGUGUCCCGGCCCUAGCUGUGAGGCUGGGAACUGUUCCUGGACCUCCUGGGCCCCGUGGGAACCUUGCUCCCGAAGCUGUGGGGUGGGCCAGCAACGUCGCCUGCGGGCAUACCGCCCCCCAGGGCCUGGUGGGCACUGGUGCCCUGACAUCCUUACCGCCUACCAGGAGCGCCGCUUCUGCAGCCUGCGUGCUUGCCCAGUGCCUGGGGGUUGGUCGCACUGGAGCCCCUGGUCGUGGUGUGACCGCAGCUGUGGGGGGGGACAAUCCUUGAGGAGCCGCAGAUGCUCAAGCCCCCCACCCAAGAAUGGGGGUGCUCCCUGUGUUGGGGAGAGGCACCACGUCAGGCUCUGCAAUCCUAUGCCCUGUGAGGCAGGCUGCCCAGCAGGCAUGGAGGUGGUCACCUGUGCCAACCGCUGCCCCCGCCGCUGCUCAGACCUCCAGGAAGGAAUUGUGUGUCAGGACAACCAGGCCUGCCAGGAGGGCUGCCGGUGCUACGAAGGGUUCCUGGAGCAAGACGGCAGCUGUGUGCCCAUCCAACACUGUGAGUGCACAGAUGCUCAGGGCCACAGCUGGGCCCCUGGGAGCCAGCACCAGAACGCCUGCAACAACUGCUCAUGUCAGGCUGGGCAGCUCUCCUGCACAGCCCAGUCCUGCCCACCUCCCACCCACUGUGCCUGGAGCCGUUGGUCAGCCUGGAGUUCCUGCAGCCACUCAUGUGGGCCUGGAGGGCAGCAGAGCCGCUUCCGGUCCUCCACAUCAGACUCAUGGGCCCCGGAGUGUCGGGAGGAGCAGUCCCAGAGCCAACCCUGCCCUCAGCCCCCAUGUCCACCCCUGUGCCUGCAAGGUGCUCACCCCCGCCUCCUGGGGGACAGCUGGCUACAAGGGGAAUGCGGGCAGUGCUCCUGCACCCCCGAGGGUGUGAUCUGUGAGGACACUGCUGAGUGCACAGUGCCUGGGACUUGGAUGCUGUGGUCCCCCUGGUCCGACUGUCCUGUCUCCUGUGGAGGAGGAAACCGGGUCCGCACCCGGGGAUGUGUGGCCCCAACCCCUGGCUAUGGGGCCCCAGCCUGCCCAGGUCCCAACACCCAGACCCAGUCCUGUGGGCAGCAGCCUUGCCUGCAGCUGCUGGAGGCCUGCUCCUGGGGUCCAUGGGGACCCUGUUCCCGCAGCUGCAGCCUGGGCCUGGCCUCCCGCCCUGGGUCCUGCCCCUGCGUGCUGGUGGAGGCAGAUCCCACUUGCAAUGGCACCUUCUCCCACCUGGACACCCAGGCCUGCUACUCAGGGCCCUGCCUGGAGGAGUGUGUAUGGAGCAGCUGGAGCAGUUGGACGCGCUGCUCUUGCCAGGUGUUGGUGCAACAGCGGUACCGACAUCAGAGCCCAGCGCCUGGCAGGGCUGGGACAGGCACCCUCUGCACACGGCUGGAUGGCCACUUCCGGCCUUGCCUCACCGGGAACUGCUCUGAGGACAGCUGCCUGCCUCCCUUUGAGUUCCAGGCCUGCGGCUCCCCCUGCACCAGGCUCUGUGCCACACACCUGAGUGGGGAGCUCUGCCAGGACCUGCCAGCCUGUCAGCCUGGCUGCUACUGCCCCAAGGGGUUGCUGGAGCAGGCUGGGGGCUGUGUUCCUCCAGAGCAGUGUGACUGCUGGCACACGUCAGGAGAGGGAGCCAGGGUGACCCUGGCCCCUGGGGACCGCCUUCUGCUGGGCUGUAAAGAGUGUGAAUGCCGGCACGGGGAGCUGCAGUGCACCAGCCGGGGCUGUCAAGGUCUUCUGCCUCUGAGUGGCUGGUCCGAGUGGUCGCCCUGUGGGCCCUGCCUGCCCCCCAGCGCCUUGGCCCCUGCCUCCAGGACUGCCUUAGAGGAGCACUGGCCCCAGGGGCCAGCCAGACUCUCCACGACCUUAGACACCCUGCUGGCUUCAGAGCAGCACCGCCACCGUCUCUGUCUGGACCCUGAGACGGGGAGUCCCUGGGCUGGGGAUCCCCACCUUUGUACUGCAUCCCUCAGCCAGCAACGCCUCUGUCCCGACCCUGCAGCCUGCCCUGACGCGUGCCAGUGGAGUCCUUGGGGGCCAUGGAGCCUCUGCCAGGUGUCCUGCAGUGGGGGUUUCCGGCUGCGCUGGAGAGAGGCAGGAGGGCCCCCUGGAGGAGACUGCCGUGGGCCAUGGGCUCAGACUGAGAGCUGCAACACAGAGCCCUGCCCAGGGGAGAGCUGUGAGGCCCAGGAUACCGUGCCUACCCUUGAUUGUGCCAACCAGUGCCCUCUCAGUUGUGCUGACCUCUGGGACCGCGUUCAGUGUCUGCAGGGACCCUGCCACCCAGGCUGCCGCUGUCCCCCUGGCCAGCUGGUGCAAGAUGGGCACUGUGUUCCCAUCUCUUCCUGCCGCUGUGGCCUCCCCAGUGCCAAUGCCUCCUGGGAGCUGGCCCCCACUGAGAUGCUGCAGCUGGACUGCAAAAACUGCACCUGUGUCAAUGGAUCCCUGAUGUGCUCACACCACGGGUGUCCAGUCCUUGGGGCUUGGUCAGCCUGGAGCAGUUGCUCAGCUCCCUGUGGUGGGGGCACCACAGAACGACAUCGGAGCUGUAAGGGGAAUCCUGGUGGGGCACCGUGCCAGGCCCAGGACACAGAGCAACAGCAGGAAUGUAACAUGCAGCCCUGCCCUGAGUGUCCCCCUGGAGAAAUGUGGCAGCAGGCAGCCUCCAGGGAUCUGGGGCCCUGUGAGCAGACGUGCUGGGAAACCAACACCACAGAGACUCUGAGCAACUGCAGUGUCACCCAGGUCUCAGGCUGCGUAUGCCAACCUGGGCACUUCCGCAGCCAGGCUGGCCCCUGUGUUCCUGCAGACCGCUGUGAGUGUUGGCACCUUGGCCAACCCCACCUGCCUGGAUCUGAGUGGCAGGAGGCCUGUGAGAGCUGCCGCUGCCUUGGUGGGAAGACUGUCUGCAGCCAGCACUGCCCCCUCCUCACUUGUGCUCAGGGCGAGGUGAUCAUGCAGGAGCCAGGGAGCUGUUGUUCCACUUGCCACCAGGAGACUCCAGAGGAGCAGUCAGCCUCCUGCCGGCACCUCACAGAGCUGCGCAACCUCACCAAGGGCCCCUGCUACCUGGACCAGGUAGAAGUGAGCUACUGCAGUGGGCACUGCCCAUCUAGCACCAAUGUCAUGCCUGAGGAGCCAUACCUUCAGAGCCAGUGUGACUGCUGUAGCUACCGCUUGGACCCCGAGAGCCCCGUGCGGAUUCUGCACCUCCGCUGUCCAGAUGGCCACACAGAGCCAGUGGUGCUGCCGGUCAUCCACAGCUGCCAGUGCAGUGCCUGCCAAGGAGGUGAUUUCUCAAAGCGCUGAGCGACUCCGCUGGAAGAGUCCACCACUGUCCUGUUGUGACCAUGGGGCCCAACGGCACUGACCACCUCCCCACAUGCUCACCCAUCUGCCCCCCGAAUCCAGGCCCUGGCAUUUACAUGCCCCUAAUAAAGUGAC
Messenger RNA from Nycticebus coucang (slow loris), 15459 nucleotides. Its product is annotated as SCO-spondin-like. The record is from RefSeq and is a predicted model, not a curated record. Bases 229 to 15324 code for a protein of 5031 amino acids. Gene Ontology annotation, molecular function: peptidase inhibitor activity; protein binding. Gene Ontology annotation, cellular component: extracellular matrix. Lineage: Eukaryota; Metazoa; Chordata; Mammalia; Primates; Lorisidae. The transcript is spliced from 100 exons.